UUCUUUGGAGGAUCAGUGUGGACUUGUUGGGCCAAAGGGCCUGUUUCCAUACUGUAGGGAAUCUAAUCUUAAAAGUUUAAAUUAGAAACAGUGGGCCACCACUAGAUGUGGCAUAUCAAAUCAUUCUAGGUAGAAUCCUAAAGGCAAGCAGGAAAAUGCCAAGUCAUAAUUAUUUUGUUUGGUGCAGCUCAAUCCAUUAUAGGUGACUGUAGAUGGAUGAAAAUUUCACCUAAAUCACACGAUUUCAGGUCUCACUUUAGAGAUUUGAGUUCAGUCUGGAUCACGGUUGAUGGCCACUGGUGCUGACGUUUGGAAGAGACAUUAAAAUAAAAACUGGUUGGCUUUCUGAAUUGAAUGUAAAAAGAUCCUUGACACCAUUUCAAAGAUAACCAGCGUAUUUUUCCUUUGCUGGUCAAACAUUAUCCUGGAGUCAGCAUUACAAAUGGAAUAUCUUGCCAUUACUCUCCGUGGGAACUUGCUGUAUCGAAAUUGGUUGCAACAUUUCCCGCAUUACAGCACUAAACUUCAAUGUAAAAUGGUUGUAUCAGGUUGUUAAAGGUUCUGAAUAAAUAAGUAUUUCGUUUCCGUAUCUCCCCCCUCCCCCAUAUUACCAACCUAUUGUGGAUCGACUUGAAAAGUUCCGAUGAAUAUUCAUUACCUGUGCAUGAACGCCUCUAGUAUUCUGCUUGCAACAAUUAGACUGGCUGAUCAGACUUUUAUAGAUUACUAUAAGUAGUCAACAAUAAUGCAGUGGAAACAGUGACCGUUAGUUGCCUCAAUGAAAAUUGCAAAAUAGAACAAUUACAACGUCCAAGGGGAUGAUCUAGAUGACUGGACUGUUGGUUCGCGUUUGAAAUACCUGUACAGUAGAGUUUUGAGAAGCUCGUGUUUUACUGAAGUUAGACAAGUUUGAGCAGCGCCUGCAGUAGAUACCAGAGACCGAGGUUGAACUGGGGUGGGGUAGAGAAACGAACGCUCUCGGCUGGGGUCAGGUUACUUGCGGCGAGCUACUGAUGGUGGCUGGGAGGGGCGAAGUGAGGCGAGGCGUCACCGUCACUUUAUAAUCUCAUCUUCAACGCAAGGCGGCUACUCAGAAUAACAGCCCGAGAUCAGACAAAACAUUAGUAGGCACUUUCUGAGAGAUCAGGAGGCAUUUCCGAUAUGGCGGCCCCGGAGCGAUGGCUUCUUAUCUACCUGUCCUUGCUUUCCCUCAACAAAUGGACUUCGGCUUUUAACUUGGAUACCGAAAAUGUUAUUAAGAAAACUGGAAAGCCGUCAAGCUUGUUUGGGUUUUCUCUUGCUAUGCACUGGCAGCGAAAGCCAAGAGAUCAAAAAAUGUUAUUAGUUGGUGCUCCAAAAGCAGAAGGACUUCCGAACCAAAAAGCUACAAUUACGGGAGGAUUGUACAAAUGCCCCAUUACAGCUGAAGAAAAUGACUGUGUGCGUGUCAUUUUUGAUGAUAAUGCUGAUUUGACACAGGAGAGUAAAGAAAAUCAAUGGAUGGGUGUUUCUGUGAGAAGUCAGGGACCAGGUGGGAAGGUCAUGGUUUGUGCUCAUCGGUAUGAGCUAAGGCGAUAUGUGAAUAAACCAGACGAGGCUCGUGAUGUGACUGGACAGUGCUAUGUUUUGAGCCAGGAUCUUGUUUUCCGUGAAAAUGAAACCGAUAAAAAUGUGAAACUUUGCGUUGGGCGACUUCGGGGUCAUGAAAAGUUUGGUAUUUGUCAGCAAGGUGUAGCUAGUGCUUUCAGCAAUAAUGGUACAUAUUUUGUGUAUGGAGCACCAGGUGCCUACAACUGGAAAGGAAUAGUACAUGUUGAAGAAAUCAAAAACAUUGAAGAGCUUAACUUUGAUGGACCCUAUGAAGUUGGUGAUGAAAGCAAACGUGAUGAAAAAUUGAUACCUGUUCCUGCUAAUAGCUAUUUAGGCUUCUCUCUGGACUCAGGCAAGGGAAUCACAUCGAAGAAAACAUUUACCUUUGUAUCGGGUGCACCAAGAGCCAAUCAUGCUGGAGCGGUUGUUUUCCUAAAGAUAGAGGAACGCACAAGAAACCUAAUGACUGAACAUGUCCUGGAUGGGGAAGGAUUGGCAUCCUCUUUUGGAUAUGAUGUUGCUGUGGUGGACCUUAACCAAGACAGCUGGUUGGAUCUUGUAGUAGGAGCCCCACAGUUCUUUGACAGAGAAACAGGAAUUGGUGGUGCUGCAUACGUUUAUAUUAAUCAAGAAGGAAAUUGGAAGAACAUACAGCCUAUUCGUUUGAAUGGGACCAAAGAUUCCAUGUUUGGACUGGCUGUUGAGAAUAUAGGUGACAUUAACCAGGAUGGGUAUCCAGAUAUUGCUGUUGGAGCACCGUACGAGGAAAAUGGCAAAGUUUACAUAUACCAUGGAUCUAGUUCUGGGAUAAAUACAGAACCCUCUCAGAUUCUCGAUGGGAAUGACGUUGGGAUCCCUCUAUUUGGCUAUUCUCUUGCAGGCAACCUAGAUGUCGAUGCAAAUAAAUACCCUGAUCUGGCUGUUGGCUCACUCAGUGAUGUAGUCGUGAUGUACAGGGCACGACCAGUUAUCCAAAUCACAAAGAGAGUCACGACUACACCCAAUAUUAUUGAUAUGAAGAAGAGCUAUUGUCGUAACAAUCAAGGAUUUUGUAUGAGCGUCGAGGCAUGCUUUAUGUACACAACUCAUCCCAGUGGUUUCAAUUCCAGGAUAAUUGUAAACUAUUGGAUUGAAGCUGACACUGCAAGACAUAAGAUGGGUCGGAAGCCAAGAGUCAGAUUUAUUUCUCCUGGGGAUGUUUCCACUAACAAUGUGACUGGCAGUCUCAUAUUAAACAUGCAAGGAAAAGAGAAAUGUGUGAAUAAAGAAUUGCAACUGCAAGAACCUAUCUAUGAUAUACUACAUCCUAUUCCCAUAUCAGUUGGAGUACUGCUCAAGCAGUCAAGACGCAAGAAAAGGCAAGAUUCCAACUUAAUUGACUUGCUUCCUGUCCUUGAGAAGAGUGACCCUCAGCGUACACAGGUUGAAUUUUUGAAGGAAGGCUGUGGUUCUGAUGGCAUUUGCAAGAGUAACCUCAAGUUAGAAUAUGAAUUUUGCUCCAGGGAUCAAAACCAGCAGAAUAACUUUAUUCCUUUACCUAAGGAUAAAACAAUUCCAGUAUUUAAAUUAAAGGACCAGAAGGAUAUAGGUCUGAAAAUAACUGUUACUAACAAGCCAUCAGACCCCAAAAGACCAGAAGAAGAUGGGGAUGAUGCACAUGAAGCUCACCUGACUGCAACAUUUCCAGACACUUUAACCUACUCUACAUAUCGACCCCUGACAUCAAACUCAGACAAAAUAUUGUGCACAGCGAAUCAGAAUGGGUCUCAAGCAGUGUGCGAUUUGGGGAAUCCCUUAAAAAGAGGAUCUGAGGUUGUUUUCUACUUAGUCAUGAGUACUGCAGGAAUUACAUUGGACACCAGGAACCUUAAUAUCAAUCUACAACUGGAUACGACCAGCGAACAGGCUAAUGUGUCAACGAUUGCUUCUGCUCAAGUUAUGAUUGAACUACUUUUGUCUCUGGUUGGUGCUGCCAAACCAUCUCAAGUAUAUUUUGGAGGUUCCCCAAUUGGUGAGAGUGCUAUGAAGACUGAAGAGGAUAUAGGGAGUUUGAUUCAGUAUGAGUUCAGGAUAAUCCAUUUGGGCACCUCACGUAAAACUCUGAACAAUACCUGGCUACAAAUCAGGUGGCCAAAAGAAAUAAAUAAUGGAAAAUGGCUGCUCUAUUUGGUGAAAAUUGAUUCAAAAGGCAUCGAUAAUAUUAAAUGCAUGCCUGAAAAUGAAAUCAAUAACCAAAAUUUAAGGGAAGUUCCUAAUCAAAUAAGGAAAAGAAGACAGCUUGAGGCCAAUGGACCCAAGAAGUCAAGAAUAACUUUAUCUCCUAAAAGAAAAUAUAUAACUCUAGAUUGUGACCAGAUGAACACUACUAGAUGUGUUGAUAUAAAAUGUCCCCUUCAAGGACUUGAUAGCAGUGCAUUCCUGGUUUUACGUUCAAGGUUAUGGAACACCACUUUCCUAGAGGAAUUUUCCAAAUUGAAUUACCUUGAUAUCAUUGUUAAAGCCACGAUAACUGCUGAAUCUCAGGCCAAAAACAUUGUGAUUAAUAACGCUGAAACUAAGGUGCGAGUCACAGUGUUCCCUGAAAAAACUGAGAAUCAUUACUUUGGAGUUCCUUGGUGGAUUGUUUUUGUCGCUAUCCUGGUUGGAAUUUUGCUGUUGGCGCUUCUAGUAUUUUUAUUAUGGAAGUGUGGAUUUUUUAAACGCUCCCAUUAUGAUGACAGUGUUCCACGAUACCAUGCAGUCCGAAUCAAAAAAGAAGAACGGCAAACCUUUGAGGAUGUAAAAUUAAACAAGAAAUUUGACAAGAAACAAUGGAUGACAACAUGGCAGGAAAAUGAAAGCUACUCCUAAGAACCAUUGCCUUUGUAUUGUUAAAAUGCUGAAUUUAGCAUGCCAUAGUAAUAUGUACUAUGUUGGUACUGCAUUACUGUGCAUUGAUUUCUCUUCAACUGUCUAAAGAAUGGUUCUUGAUUACAGAGAUUUUUGUAGUGCAGCCCAUACCACAGUGUGGUUGCCCUUCUUUAAAUACACCCAGAAUGCCUUCUGGAUUGUUUGGAUUUUGAACCACUCAUUGUUUGAAAAGUUUUGGUGAGUAAGAUUUGCCUUGCACACCAAGUCUCCAGCAGCAUGGGAUUGAAUUAGUAUCUGCUCCAGAAUAUAGGUGUGAAAAACCUUCUAAUUUAAUUCAGUAACAUUUGGUCCUUGCCAUUUUUAAUCUUUAAUGUGCAAUAGUCAACUGUGCAACUGACUAUUGAUUUUCAAUUCAGUGUCGCCAGGACCCAGUUUGUGUGAUCAGAAAUGAGUCAACAUUUUGAACUGGGAUUGAGUUUUAAACAAAAAAAACUGUACAUUUUUGUAAAUAGUUAUAUAUUUUAGAAUGUCCUGGUAUUUAUUUUGUCAUAAAUUGUGUCCUUUCACUAAUCAUUAGUAUGCCACAGAUGGCUGAGUUUCCCAUCCAGGAUAAUAAAAAUGUUGUGGAUGCAACUUGAGUAUAGAAAUUUAGAUUUGAGUGAAAAAAGGUUUAAUGUCUAGAGAAAGUACUGACCAAUUUGUCUUUGCUUAGAUUUAUACUGGGUUAGUUUUGCCUCCCAUAUGGUGCUGAAAAGAAAUGAAAAAAAACCUUAAUGAGCUUGCUAAGUUUGUUUAAAAAUGGCCUGGUGCAGCAUUCAGUUGAUUCAGUUGUGUGGUCAAAUCAAAAAGUAAGUAAUUUGUUUCUUCCCAGACCUGAAUGUAAGUAUUCUACUGUCUAUAAAAUUAAAGGAAAAAUCGCAGACAAAACUUUAAUGUACAGAGGGUAUAUACACUCAAAUUAUAAGCUUGAGGAAGGGACAAUUAUGAAGCUUUGCUACAGGAGGAAAGAAUACUGUAAUGAAGUUUACUGUUUGGAGCAUGAAUGUAAUAAAUAAGUUGCAUAGGAGGAAGAAGAGAGGGUGAUAUGGGAGUGAAGAGAAUAGAGCAUUUUCCAAACUAGCUGCAAUUAUUAACCAAGCAGUGGGUCUACUGUAAUAAUCGACUCUUUUGGGUAAGAAAAGCAAAUGCGAAAACAGAAGUUUAACACUGGGUGGAGGUAGGGGAAGCUAAGAAGGGGAUAUACCAUUGCAAUGAAGAACUGUGAGGACUGUAAGCUGUCUGUCAGGCUCUAGCAGAAAAAAAAAGUCUCACUUUUGUACCAGGGAACUUUCAGGCACCCAUUGUUAGAAGUCACCCAGAUUGUUUGUUUCUCUUUCAACUAACUUAUGCUUCAUUUCCUACACAGUCUGCUAAAACUCUUGGGGUGAAUUCUUACUUUUGAGUUUUUUGCUACUUUUAGAAUCCACUUUCCCCUUGUACUUUGAACUUCUCCAGAAUGCUUGUGGAUUUGCAUUACUGCAUAAGUAGCUGCUAGCUUAAAACAGUUGGGUGCCUGCAUAACCAACUGGUGAGCUGCACAAAAUACAAAAGAACUGUUACCAAUAUAUGUGACUAACCCAGGUGGUGUUACACUAUACUUGGGCAUCUCAUUUUACUGAUACUAAUCCACAGUAGGUGCUAGUCUAGGCACUGGGACUAUUAACUAUCGAAUUCUUUAUGAUGGAUGCAAAUGGCGUGAAUAUUCUAUAUGUGCUACUGUUGGAAAGCAUUUUAUAUUGGCUACUCUUUUGUGUAGGAUUUUGAGGUUUUGGGAUUUGACCUGUAUCUUCUUUCUUCCUUGUAUAACUAAAGUCGGGUGUAGCCUGCAUAGUUACUGUUACUUGUGCAGGUAUCAUGCUGAGUCAUGUCCCUAAUGGUGAGCUACAGCUCAAAUAAGUCUUUUCUUAGCUUUUACAGAACAUCUAUCAAUGUGUCUUUGUGCCAGUAGUGUUUUAUGAAUUUGUUUUGUAACUGCUGUAUUCUUCAUGUACAGAUAGGACUGGUUUAGUUUGGGAUAAUGUUUGGCACGGACUGGUUGGACCGAAGGGUCUGCUUCCAUGUUGUGUGACUUUGUUUUGUGUUCAUAUUUUCUGCAAUAUUUAUGCAUUUUUGUUUUAGUAAGUUUGCAACAUGAUGCAUUUUCCCCCCCAUGUCGUAUCACUUUCCCUGUCUCAUUUUUGCAAAGCUAGCAAGUAUUCUUGCCCGGGAAAUCUAAAUCCAAACUGCAGUUGUUCCCAGUACACUGGGGCACAGUUUCAUUAAGAAUGAACUUUUAAAUAUUCUACACAACCCUUCCUCAUGUCAAAUUCACUGAAUACAUCAAAUUCUUAAGCAUUCUCUAUUUCUAAUUCAUGUCUUCCAAUAAUUUCCUUGCCAGUUUAUUGAUUUCAGUAAUUGAUGUAUUUCUGAAACAGAACAAAAUAUGGUCUUACAGUUGUAAAUAACCUCUUGUAAAAGGUGUGGUAAGACAGAACUGAUUAGGUUCAUCCUAGGGACUUCUUGAGAAAGGAUAAGGUUUUGAAAAUUGGUUUUUGGUUCAGAAAGGCACUAAUUAUCAGAUACUUUAAUUUUUUUGCAUGUGUCUUAUCAUUUCAUAGGUCUGCCCUGAAAUAUGUUGCCCCACAUGACAUUCCUCACAGCAAUUAUUUACCUUAGUUUCUUGGUAGUGCAAAGCUUAAACAUUGCUAAGAAGAGACAAAAAGUCGAAAUGUUUUGCAAUCAUCAGGAACGAAAAGCAAGAAAACCAACUUAAAACAGAAGCAUCAAUGUCUACAGCACGAGAAGUAGUUACUGUUUGCUUUGACUAAUCCUGGCAUGGAGAUGCAGUAACAUAGUUAACUGAUUAGACUUCAAACCAGGCAAGCCGACUCUGAUCAGUCAGGGUGUUGCUAUGAAAAUGUAGCAGGAAUUGGCUGUUUCCUUAGCAAGACCGUAGAGAAGCCCGAAAGGCAAUGGUCAGUUUGAUCUAGUUUCAACUGAUGUCCAUAUUUUCCAGUAUGGAUCUGUAGAUACUAAUUGAAUGGGACGCUGGGGGGUUUCAUCCCUCUUCUUAACAUUUAGAUUCUGAAGUCAACUAUAAAUGCCUUGAUUAAGCACAGACCAGAACUGGACAGAGUAUGACUCAAUUGGAAUUUGGAUGUUUUUCCAAAGAAUUCUGAUGUAAUGUUAAAUCUUAAACAUGCAUUUUGUAAAAACAAGUCUUGGAAUUCAUAAAAUAUAGUGACAGAGCUAUCUCCUGUGAUAAUUGUGAGUAUUUUGUUCGCUCUUUCUUUUAUCCUUUAGAAGCUAAUCUUCUCACAAAGCUUGAAUUAUAGAUGACACAGUUAUGUGUUACUGUACCUCUUAAAUGGAACAACAUUAAAUUUGUUCUGUACAUUGUACAAAGUUAUAACGGGGCAGUAUUGUUUGCCAAGCUUAAUGUCUGAACUAUUCUUUAAUGUGGACUGCUACUCUAACACAACAUUGUCAUUAAGAAAUAAUCUUAGUAAAUGCAGUAUCUUUAGGUUAGUCCACAAAUCAGACUCAAAGCUUAACCAAGUUUUGUGACAUCACAACAGAUGUCACAGGAAGAUCGGAUGGCCUGUUGGCCUUUUUUUCAAAUAGCAUUUUGUAAAUUAAUUUAUUUCAUUUUCUGCAUUUUUUAAGGACACAUAUUGAAUGUUAAAAUCUAUUCAGCAUAGAAAUGAGAAGGCUUGCAUUCAUGGUCUUAUGUCAUUGUUAAGUGAAUUUACAUCAACUGAACACUUGCUAAUCUGUAAUCACUACUGUGCUGCAAAGCCAAUUAGCAGGGUCCCAUAAACAGUGAUCUUGCUUUGAUCUUGGAUCUAAAAGAUAACAUCUCUGCUAAUAAAAUGCUUCCGCUUUGCUGAAUGAAUUUUAUGCUGAGAUUCUGGAGAGAGGGCUAUGAUUUCACAAUGUCUUGAUUUGGUGGCAGGAUUGCUACCACUGAGCAAAUGCCAACACUUUUGAAGUGAAUCAAAAUCACUGUUCAACAGUGACCACAGAAUUAGAACAAUAUUAGAGGUUCUCUACAGUUCCAGAAGUAUGUAAUAUGACAGACAUCAUGUCUCUUGGCCUCUCAGCACAGUGUGAUUUACUUUCAUUCUAAUGUUAUUAACAUUAUUUAUAUUUCUUAGAAGUUUACCUAUCACUAGAAAUGUUAGGUUUUUAACAAAUAAACAAGUUGUUAUGCAAAGAGUGAUUAAAGGGAAAAUGUAAAAGAAGCACUUGAAAUUAGUAGCCAGCUUUGGUUAGAACUGACUUUCAUUCUUUCAUCUGAGCACAUUUUCUUGUAUUGCAUCUCCAAUACAUUUCUUUUUUCUUAAUUUAAAACCUUUUGUAGAUGUUACCUGUUUCAGAAAUCUCUUCACAAUUUGAAUUUUUUAAAAUCUAGCAAUACGUUAAAGGUUUAAGUGCUUUGAAUGAAGACUGAAAUGAUCAGUAGGUCAAUGAAUUGAGAUCUAGUUAUUAGCCGAAAGUUAAUGAUAUGACAGUUCAUCUUGCUUUUGAAGAAAACAUAAUUUCAGCAGUUUUUCAGUUGAGACAUUUGCUCUACCUACAAAUAAAGGAUUGCUCCAUAUGUAGGUGAUUAUAAUUGCUGCAAUUACCUGAAUUUUCCUUUGCUGUGAACUAUGUAGUUAGCAACAAAUUUAGAAUGGAUUCAUUCCAUAAAUUCCAAUUGAACAAAAUACUUCACAUGAAGUAUUUGCAUUUCAAAUAAUAUUUUUUCUCUCUCACUGUCUCAACUAUACCUAAUAAAACAAUUUUUAAAAAUCUUCUCUAUUUUCAAAUAAUUUUGUUCGAUACUGAGAAUGUUCCAAUCAUAUAAAUGAAUUGAUGGAAUUUGUGCAACUUGGAAAAUUAGCUACAAUGUACAUUGUCACAUUAUAGCCAAAACAUAACCCACAGCACCACAACUUGGGGAAAAUGGCUUAGUUGUUGACGAGAGAUUGAGAUCAUAAAGCUAAUACAUCAGUUAUGAUAUUAAAAGAUAAUUGAAUGUUUACCUUUUAUCCUGUCAGUGAAAAUAUGCAUUUUUAAAUUAUGUUCAAAUAUUUAGUGAUUUAAACAAAAAUCUUUCAGAUUGCAUCUUGACUGUGAAGAGGGGAAUAUAAUACGGAUAGGGACAUUUAAACAAGUUGUUUUUCUUACAGGAACUGUAUGUUUUUGUUGAAAAUUAGGGACAUUUAACUGUAUUGGCAAGUCCAUAUUAAGGCAAUUUCAUUUAGUUGAAACACCUCCUAUUAAUUCCCUAUGUAGUGCGGUUUUAUUUAAAGUUUCUUAUUGUGAUGUUUUAUGUGAAAGAAAAGAGAACUACUGUAUUGUGGCAUUUGGCAAAACAACUAAAUAUAUUUCUUUAUAUUCAGGAUUGCCUGUGACAUUUGCAAAUGUCACAAAAAAGCAUUUGCCAGAUAAUAUGCUGAGAACUCCUUCUGUUUAGCUGCAUGAGAACCUAUGGGAAACUUGAAGCUUUUGACAGCACUGUCUUCCAUCCUCAGAUACUCAGACUCUCUGAUGAAAUCUACUAGCAUUACAUGAUAUCUUAAAUGGCCUUGUUUGAGAAUAAUUUUCAAGCAUCAUUAUGUGUCCACUAUACAGAAUUUGUUACAUGGUUUACUCUAGAUAAUUAAAUUUCAAAAUUGAGUUAAUCCAA
Chiloscyllium plagiosum (whitespotted bambooshark) is the source of this 10132-nucleotide messenger RNA. RefSeq names its product integrin alpha-6-like. Gene Ontology annotation, biological process: cell-cell adhesion; cell-matrix adhesion; leukocyte migration. Lineage: Eukaryota; Metazoa; Chordata; Chondrichthyes; Orectolobiformes; Hemiscylliidae. Gene Ontology annotation, molecular function: integrin binding. The record is from RefSeq and is a predicted model, not a curated record. Gene Ontology annotation, cellular component: integrin complex; external side of plasma membrane.